AUGACUUUAUCCCCAAUUCAAAGAGCAAACUUUGCUACUAUAUCUCGUCUUUUAUCUUGUGUUAUUAAUGAACACCUUGUUAAAGCUUUUUACCAAUCAUUCCAACAUGAUUCUUCCGAAUUGAUCCAUUCUUUUGCAAAAUCGCCCUUAAAUAACGGUGUUAUUUUCGUUCUACCAGAAAAUGAUAAAAUCAUGUCUAUUAAUAAUAAUAUUAUUAUCAUUCCCAUGUUAUAUGAACCAAUUCUUUCAAAGGAUCAGGAUAAUGAUUCAACGCUAAUAAAAGUUGAUUUUGUAGAUCCUUGGGAUAUGUCAGCGCCAAUUUAUCAAAUAAGAUACGAACCUUUUCAGUUUGUAAGUCUUGACAAAUUGAAAUCAAUUAUAGCUCAUCCUAUGAAUAAAAGAGAAAAGAUCAAUCCAUCUGAAUUUAUGAGUUUAUUGAGCGGAUGGGUGAAUUUAGGUGAUGACAAACUCAUCGGCACAUUAUGUGCAGAGUUAGAAAGUUCUGUUAAAUUUCAAGUUCUAUUCCCAGUUCAGUUACCAAAUAUAGAAGAAAAAUUUCCCUAUGUCAAGAUUCUUCCAGUCGAGCAUUCAAUCGAAGCACAUAGUCAAGCUUCACUUCGAGCUCUCGUGGUUCCAGAUGUUCCUGAAUUUGCAUUUAAACUUUCCUUAGGAAUUUUGCAUUCGAAAAAAUGCCCUACCAUUAACUUUGAUUAUUGUAUAACAAGAGCAGAACAAGUUUCUCAAUCAAUAGAAACAAUAG
This is a messenger RNA of Dentiscutata heterogama, 760 nucleotides long. The record is from the annotation of a GenBank genome assembly. Lineage: Eukaryota; Fungi; Glomeromycota; Glomeromycetes; Diversisporales; Gigasporaceae.